Messenger RNA from Mercenaria mercenaria, 4292 nucleotides. Its product is annotated as 5-hydroxytryptamine receptor 4-like. Gene Ontology annotation, cellular component: dendrite; membrane. The record is from RefSeq and is a predicted model, not a curated record. Gene Ontology annotation, biological process: G protein-coupled receptor signaling pathway, coupled to cyclic nucleotide second messenger; chemical synaptic transmission. Bases 1568 to 2803 code for a protein of 411 amino acids. Gene Ontology annotation, molecular function: G protein-coupled serotonin receptor activity; neurotransmitter receptor activity. The transcript is spliced from 7 exons. NCBI's taxonomy places the organism in Eukaryota, Metazoa, Mollusca, Bivalvia, Venerida, Veneridae.
UCGCUCAAAUCACUAUGUUUGUAGGAAAGUGGUUUCCCUAGGAAUACUAAUCAUUCUAUUCUUACUGGCAUUUAGAUACUCUGAGAGAAAGAGAAAGAAUUUUAUCUUAUUCUGGAGCUAGUUUGUGCCAAAUACUUCGGAAAAGUCUGUGAACAUACUUUUGAUAGUUACUGCUCUAGCUCCUGCUGCUACUGUAACGAACGAUCAAUUGUAUGUUUUCCUGGAAGAUUAUCUGACAGAUAGCUAGUUUAUUUGUGUACACUUAUGCUUUUGUUUCCAGAGGAUACACAAACUGGAAACUAAUUAGUUCCUCUUCUGGAAGAGUGGAUCUAUUUGAAGAGUACAUGGUGAAAUACACAUUAUUUUUUUUUAAAUAUUGGACAGUGAUAUAAAUAACAGAACAAGUGAUAAUAUCUUUGAAAAUAAAAACAAACAAACAUAAAGUGGAUAUCACUGAGGAAACCUGCAUUUAGAUUGGAUCUAUUUAUAGCAUUUACAGUUGCGAACAUAACUGCAGUGAUAACAUAAACUUAAACAGUGACCAUUCUAAACUCGGAGAUAUUCCAGAGUUCAAAGAGGAAGAGGAGAAGUAAAGUCUAAUAAAAUUGAUUCAGACACAUGAGAUCAUUUGAACACGUUCACUUACCAUUAUUUGUCUGAUGAACACCAGAGUAAUAUGCCUGUUGCAAAAAAAUUGGAUACAAUAAACAAUAAAUUGGAACGUACUUUGAAGUCAGACAAGUUAAUGAGAAAUACCGUAGUAUAAAACCUCUUCGCUGUCAGGUGUGACCUUGACCUUACACCUAGGGACCUGGUUCUUGCGCAUGACUCUCCGUCUCAUACUGGUGAACAUUCAUGCCGAGUUACAUCAAAAUUCCACCAUGCAUGAAGAAGAAAUGCUCCGGACAAACUUCAAUUUGACCUUUGACCUCCAACUGUGACCUUGACCUGGGGUUUGCGCAUGACACUCCUUCUUACUGAGGUUGUACUGAAAGAACACCAUUGGAGACAAAAGGACGAAAUGAUUAGCAGACAAUAAGCACCUUUUACCGGAAGCCAUAUCUUAAACAAUCCGUCAGAUAUUUUAUUCGAACAGUAUCUAAGAAUAUAUUUAAAAAGAUCAAACGGUUAUGAUGUAAGUUAACAUCAGACUACAACACUGUACCGUUUGGAGAGAAGUCUUAUGUGAUAGACAGUGGAUAUUCGCUAUAAAACUUCGCUAACACGACGGUCACAUUACUCAUUUACUUUCGCUUUGGAGCAAUUAUGUGAGGCAAAGUUUCCGCGACGUUUUUUGGAAUGAAUAAAUGUCUACAAGUAGGUUAAGCUACAGUGAUACUAGAAAGGUAUUAUUUGAUAUCAAAACUAGGAAGUGCUCGAACUUUAAAUAUUAGUCUGAAAAACACGAGAACUGAAUGCUUUGCGUGUGUUUUACGAGGAAAAAGGGUUUUGCCUUUCCGUAAUAUUAUGCAAGUUGAAGAAUUGUGUUAUAGCUGUAACAGAGAGGAAACGUACAAAAGGAUAAGCUAGUUUCAGAACUGAUAUGUGAAAUUAUACAUUUGAUAAAAUGGAGUUUUCAUCCGAUUACAGCAACGCUACAGACACAGGCAAUGUGUCGGUGGUGUACAGUUACCCAAAUAGCAGUAUUACGUCAUCUGAUCACAGUGUCAAAGAUGACGGUAUUAACUGUACUGUUUUGAUGGCGGAUAAGUCCAGUCCCCCACCUAUUUACGAGCCUGCUGCGCGAUAUACUAUUUCUGGAAUUCUGUUCAUAUUCCCAUGCUUAACAAUGAUAGGAAAUGGGAUGGUGAUCGUUGCUGUGUUGACACAUAAACGAUUAAAAACUGUAACUAAUGCAUUUGUUGUCUCCCUUGCUGUUGCCGAUAUCAUGGUUGCCAUUUUGGUGAUGCCGUUUGGUAUAUACCAGCAGUUCAACAACAAAACUUGGAACCUGGGAAGAAAUUGGUGUUUAAUUACAACGAGUUUUGAUGUAAUGUUUACGACAACGUCGAUAUUCAAUUUAUCUUGCUUGGCUAUUGACAGAUACCUCGCCAUUUGCAGACCAUUUAUACAUGAGCGAUUAACCCGUCCUAAAGUGAUUUUAAUGCUUUCGUUUUGUUGGAUUGUGCCUAUAUUCAUUUCGUUUGUGCCUAUACAUUUAAAUUGGAAUCACAUAGGGAUUGAGGAUUACAUAGAAUGCGCAUUCCCAGAAGAUGAUCCAACCCACUGCGCAUUUGUUGUAAACAAAGAAUUCGCGACAGUUUGUUCCAUGAUAGCCUUUUACAUUCCAACAGUUUUCAUAGUAAUAUGCAAUGUUCAUAUAUUCAGGACAGCUAGAAAACAAGCGCAUCAAAUUCGUAGCCUCGAAUUAUCUGCACAUAAACACCACAGAAAAGGUAAAUUAAAACACGAGACAAAAGCGGCUAAAACUGUUGGUAUCAUCAUGGGUUGUUUCUUCAUUUGCUGGUUCCCCUUUUUUGGACUAAAUAUCAUUGAUCCUUUCAUUGGAUACAAAGUACCAUAUCCUUUGUGGACAGUUGCGUUGUGGCUGGGGUACAUAAAUUCAAUGUUAAAUCCAUUUCUUUAUUAUAAUUUCAACAGACACUACAAGAUGGCUUUCCGUCGUCUUCUCACGUGCAAAGUGUGUCGUGGUAUCAGUGAAUUUGAAGCAGAUAUGGUUCCCAGCACACUUUAUACGGACUUAUCUCAUUCUGCGUCAGCAAAUUCCCACUCUUGCCUCCAUAACGGAUCCGGGAGACAUUCUAUACCUCAGUCUCACAUAAACAACAAUGUUGAUUUGUGACAUCAGAUCAAACUUAACUGUUUCCAUGGUUAAACAUUACGAUCAACUUUACGUCCAGAAUACAAAUUUUUGACUUAAUACAGAAAUUCUAAGUGAUAUUAUUGUCAUAGAGCAAUGCCAUUUGAACGUCGUUUACAUAACACCGUUACCUGCAAAAAAGUGUUGCGUAACGGAUGUUCAUAGCAUGUAGUAUGUUUUCACGUGACAUGUAAUGCAGAUGCAUAAUAUGCUUCUACACGGAAAUUUAUUUUACAUAGCAAGAUUUCAUAAGGAAAAUUGUCGUUUGAUUAAAUGUACGUUUCAAUGAAACUAUUGGUUGUUACAAUAUUUUGUAUCUAUUUUCGUAUUGAGUGUCAUAACUAGGUUAUCUGUGAUAUAUUGUGCCAUAUAUAGAGCUAUCAUUACUUUACAUGUUCAGCCCACUGAGUUACAACUUGAUCCAGAAAUCAGUUUUCAACAAUGACAAUGAAUUGAAUAUCAGUUUGUAAGAUUGAAAAUUGACCUACAGGUCAGUUGAUUAUAUUCGAAUUGAAGCUUGGGCUCAGCUUGUAACGUUAAAAAUGAAUUGUCUCAAGAGACUGGCUUAAAAUGUAGAAACUUGCCCAGUGGAAAUAGUUCGCUACAAGCUGUGGAUGCAAGUUAACUAUGACACGGGUAGUUACAAUGCAAUCUAAAUCCCAUUUGUAAAAGUUAGAAUAUCCUUAAUUGCCGAACCCCAGCGCCACUGUAAUCUUUUUUGGCCAUUGCCGUGAUCAUUUGCAUGUAAAUCAUGGCAGAUUCUCCAAUACUUGAAAAUUACAUGGCUCAGUCUCGGACCUGCACCGUGUGGAUCAGGUCAGAUCUGUUUUUACAACUGUAAUGCUGUUAAAAUAUAAUUCUUGCUAGCUAUUAGUUAGCCUACCGUAACGUCUGGACCCUAGGCGUCUUAGCAAAAAUUCUUAAACAGAUUAAUUGAUUAACUAUUUCCAGUACUUGCAAGUGAUUUUUUUAUUUUAACUAAUAAGCUAUAUAGAGAAAUUUUCUACCCAAACGGUGUGAACAUACUGUUGCAUGUUCCACAGAAUCGUUUUUUAUACAAAGUGGUAGCUCGCAUUAACAACAGUCUUACCCUCCGCUAAAUCAUAAAGGAGAAUAUGAUAUGAUUCAAAUUUUUUUAUUGUAUGACUUAUUCAACAUUUGGAUAAUUUAUGGAGACGGAGAACUACCUUCAUAGAAAUAACAGAUUUUACAUUCCAAGUUUGGAAAUUUGAAAAGGGAAAUUAUGGGCAAAUAUUUUCAUUAUCUGUAUGUACUUAUCGUAGUAACAUAAAAUUAGACACUGAUUUCAGCAGAUAUGGUAGCAAAAGUUAUUAUAUAAUAAAGCUUUAUGUGUUAAUUUAAAUUUGUUAUGUUUUUCUUAAACAUGGUUAUGCAGAAACUGAUAUUUUGUAAUGUACUUUUAUAAGGUAUUUCAUGUCACUUGAAGUGAAGAAGACAUCUAGAAAAAGAA